Messenger RNA from Orycteropus afer afer, 1917 nucleotides. RefSeq names its product solute carrier family 5 member 6 (gene SLC5A6). NCBI's taxonomy places the organism in Eukaryota, Metazoa, Chordata, Mammalia, Tubulidentata, Orycteropodidae. Gene Ontology annotation, cellular component: membrane. Gene Ontology annotation, molecular function: sodium-dependent multivitamin transmembrane transporter activity. The coding region runs from base 1 to 1917 and encodes 638 amino acids. The record is from RefSeq and is a predicted model, not a curated record. Gene Ontology annotation, biological process: biotin transport; pantothenate transmembrane transport; sodium ion transport. The transcript is spliced from 15 exons.
AUGAAUGUGACAGAGAGCACCUCAGUUCCUUUCCUCCCAACCUCGGGUACAGCAGUGCUCACAUCUACCUUCUCCUUUGUGGAUUACGUGGUGUUUGCCUUGCUGCUGGCUCUCUCCCUAGCCAUUGGGCUCUACCAUGCUUUUCGUGGCUGGGGCCGCCAUACCAUCGGCCAGCUGCUCAUGGCGGACCGCAAGAUGGGAUGCUUUCCUGUGGCACUGUCCCUGCUGGCCACCUUCCAGUCAGCUGUGGCUAUCCUGGGUGUGCCAUCCGAAAUCUACCGAUUUGGGACCCAGUAUUGGUUUCUGGGCUGCUCCUAUUUCCUGGGGCUGCUGAUCCCUGCCCACAUCUUCAUCCCUGUCUUCUACCGCCUGCAUCUCACCAGUGCCUAUGAGUACUUGGAGCUCCGAUUCAAUAAAGCAGUACGGGUUUGUGGAACUGUGACCUUCAUCUUUCAAAUGGUGAUCUACAUGGGGGUUGUGCUCUAUGCUCCAUCAUUGGCCCUCAAUGCAGUGACGGGUUUUGAUCUGUGGCUGUCAGUGCUCACCCUAGGCGUUGUCUGUGCUGUCUAUACUGCUCUGGGUGGGCUGAAGGCUGUCAUCUGGACAGAUGUGUUCCAGACAUUGGUCAUGUUCCUAGGGCAGCUGGCGGUUAUCAUCGUGGGCUCGGCUAAGGUGGGCGGCUUAGGCCGUGUGUGGGAGGUGGCUUCCCAUCAUGGCCUCAUCUCUGGGAUUCAGCUGGAUCCAGACCCUUUUGUGCGGCACACCUUCUGGACCCUGGCCUUUGGGGGUGUCUUCAUGAUGCUCUCCUUGUAUGGAGUGAACCAGGCCCAGGUGCAGCGGUACCUCAGCUCCCGCACAGAAAAGGCUGCUGUACUCUCCUGCUAUGCGGUGUUUCCCUGCCAGCAGGUGGUCCUCUGCAUGGGCUGCCUCAUUGGCCUAGUUAUGUUUGCCUAUUACCAGGAGUAUCCCAUGAGCACCAAGCAGACCCAAGCAGCCCCUGACCAGUUUGUCCUGUACUUUGUGAUGGAUCUCCUGAAAGGCCUGCCGGGCCUGCCUGGGCUCUUUGUUGCCUGCCUCUUCAGUGGCUCCCUCAGCACCAUAUCGUCAGCUUUUAAUUCAUUGGCAACUGUUACGAUGGAAGAUCUGAUUCGACCCUGGUUCCCUGAGUUGUCUGAAGCCCAGGCCACCAGGCUUUCCAAAAGCCUUGCCUUUGGCUAUGGACUGAUUUGUCUGGGAAUGGCCUAUAUUUCCUCCCAAAUGGGACCUGUGCUGCAGGCAGCAAUCAGCAUCUUUGGCAUGGUCGGGGGGCCGCUGCUUGGACUCUUCUGCCUUGGGAUGUUUUUUCCUUGUGCCAACCCCCCUGGAGCCAUCGUGGGCCUGUUGGCUGGACUCAUCAUGGCCUUCUGGAUCGGCAUUGGGAGCAUAGUGACCAGCAUGGGCUACGGCGUGGCACCCUCUCCCACAAAUGGAUCCAGUUUCUCCCUGCCCAGCAAUCUGACCACUGUCACUGUCACCACACUGAUGCCCUUGACCACCUUCUCUAAGCCCACAGGGCUACAGCGGCUCUAUUCCCUGUCCUACUUGUGGUACAGUGCCCACAACUCUACCACAGUCAUUGUGGUGGGCCUGACUGUCAGUCUACUCACUGGAGGCAUGCGAGGCCGGACCCUGAACCCUCGGACCAUUUACCCUGUGUUACCAAAGCUGCUUGCUCUCCUGCCCUUGUCCUGCCAGGAGCGACUUCCCUGCAAAAGCUAUAGCCAGGACCUCCCUAUGGACACCUGUCUGUUUCCAGAGAAGAUGAGUAAUGGUGUGCUGUGGGGCAGCCAAGAAAAGGAGGCCCUGGCAGUGCCAGAGGAAGGCUCAACCCACCAGGGCACCAGCCCCACCUUCAUCCUCCAAGAGACUGCACUGUGA